Messenger RNA from Hyla sarda, 2803 nucleotides. It is a transcript of the gene SCAMP2, whose product is annotated as secretory carrier membrane protein 2. The transcript has 9 exons. NCBI's taxonomy places the organism in Eukaryota, Metazoa, Chordata, Amphibia, Anura, Hylidae. Gene Ontology annotation, cellular component: trans-Golgi network membrane; recycling endosome membrane. Bases 140 to 1141 code for a protein of 333 amino acids. Gene Ontology annotation, biological process: protein transport. The record is from RefSeq and is a predicted model, not a curated record.
CAUUGGCUGUUACACAGAUGUCGCACACGGGAGCCCCGCCCCGCACAGACUGCCCCGUCACAUCCCGAAGGGUACCUGUCCAAGGCGGAGUCCCGGCUGGACGAUCCAGCUCCACACUUUGACCCUCGCAGAAGGAGCCAUGGCCGGCUACGACACGAACCCCUUCGCGGAUCCGGUGGACAUUAACCCUUUCCAGGAUUCAGCAGUAACUCAAAUCACCAGUGUCAACCAUGGGAACAUUGAAGAAUUUAACCCUUUCUCAGAAAAUUCCCGCUUGACAACAAAUCAGAAAACUGUGCCCAUACAGCCUGUGAUGCCUUCUCAGCCUGCCGUUCUACAGCCAUCCAUAGAACCAUCUCCGCAGGCAGUAGCGGCGGCGGCACAAGCCAGCCUCCUGCAGCAACAAGAGGAGCUGGACCGGAAAGCAGCUGAGAUUGAGAGGAAAGAAAAAGAGACCGGAGCAGGGAAUGUAAAUAUUAACUUAAGACAGAAUAACUGGCCUCCUCUUCCUGCUAAGUGCCCUAUCAAACCAUGUUUCUACCAAGACUUCUCUGCAGACAUCCCAGCGGAUUACCAGCGCACUUGUAAAAUGCUGUACUACCUAUGGAUGUUUCAUGCGGUCACACUUCUGCUGAACCUUCUUGCCUGCUUGGCAUAUUUCACCACCAAUAGUCAGAUUGGUGGUGUGGAUUUUGGCUUAUCCAUAUUGUGGUUUAUUUUGUUUACACCUUGUGCCUUUGUGUGCUGGUACCGGCCAAUCUACAAAGCGUUCAGGACCGACAGCUCCUUCAAUUUCUUCGUGUUCUUCAUAAUAUUCUUCAGCCAAAUCGUCAUUUAUAUCAUACAAGCAGUUGGUAUCCCUAACUGGGGAGUCAGUGGCUGGAUAAUAGCAUUAACCAUGAUAUCAAGCAACACUGCAGUUGCUGUGAUAAUGAUAAUUGUGGCAAUAUUCUUUACAACGUGUGCCGGCUUAUCUCUGUUCCUGCUCAAAAGGGUUCACUCCAUGUAUCGCAGAACAGGCGCAAACUUCCAGAGAGCACAGGAGGAGUUUUCACACGGCAUCUUUUCCAAUCGCACAGUUCAAAAUGCAGCUGCCGGAGCUGCAACCUCGGCCGCCAGGGGGGCAUUUCAGCAAAACUGAGCAGCUUGAUUCCAUUACUUAAACCUUUUUUUUACACUUCUGACUAUUUCCCUGAUCCCUUUUUACUUCUUAUCCAGAGAAGAAAUCCAUCAGCUCUAAAGCCGUUUUCUCAGUAAUGCCUCUGUGGUUGUAUCCAGCACUCCACAUAAUACCACUUCCACCAUGAGACUGUAAAAUUCUACAAAUAUGUACAGAAAUAUAUAUUUAGGCAUAAAAACUGAUUUACUUAAUUUUGACCUUUUUAUUUGAGGCUGAAUUAUUUGUCUUUUUUUUUUUUUUCUUUUAUUCAGAAAGGGGAAUGAAUGAUGUAUCUGUAAAACACAAAGUCUGUGGAAAUACUUGUUCUAUGUUGAGACAACCAGAUAUGUAAAAUAUGUAGAUUCCUCUUGUAUGUUUCCUCUCAUUGUGUUUCUAUGUUUGCUGCAGAAGCCAUUUUAUGUACCAGUGUUUCUUUCACUAGAGCCUACUAGAUUAAUUUCAGCUGUCUGGCCAUUCCAGGAAUGAUACUUUUUAAGGGUAGGAUCUCACUGCAUAUUUGACACUGUGAGAGAUUAGCUGGGCAGCAGGAAAUAUGCUGCACAUUUUGCUAUGAGCAGACACACAGGGCUUCCCUGCCGCAGCCCUGUGUGUGCAGUAAGGUUUGGAGAUGGGUCAAGUGUGUCACAGUCACCUUGGCCUGCCUCCAAACCUGACUGCACACACAGGGCUAUGGCAGGGAAGCCCUGAGCAUCUUAUUUUCCGAUGCCUGGCGGAGUAUGCUGUGUAUGUGUGAUGUGUGACCCUACCCUAAGGGUAUGUUCACACAUGCAUAUUUAUUUUGCUGCUGAUUUUGCUACCCAUUGACUUCAGUGGGUGGCCAAGUCCUCUGCAAUCUCUCCCCAAAAUAUGCAUGUGUAAAUGUGUCCUAACGGUACACAAGUGCAGGAUCCGCUGCAGAUUUGAAGUUGUGGAUCUGCAGUUAUAAAAUCCAAUUUUACAAUGCAAUUCUUAUGUAUUUUUGAUUGGCAUGUCAAUAAAGUGAUUGCCUUUGUAAAAUCUGCAACUGCAGCUCCGCAUUUUUAAAAUCUGAAGAAGAUCUAGGGGGAGAUUUGUCAAAACCUGUCCAGAGGAAAAGUUGACCAGUUGCCCAUAGCAACCAAUCAGAUUGCUGCUUUUAUUUUUCACAGGCCUUUUAAAAAAAAAAAAAAAAAAAAAAAAAAAAAAAUGAAAGAAGCGAUCUGAUUGGUUACUAUCGGCAGGUUUUGAUGAAUCUCCCCCCUAGUGUGUAUGAAUGCACCUUAUAUGUUAGGUCUAGCAUCACACUUAGUGAUUUUAGGUGAAAUGGUGCUGCAGUUUUUGAUGUAAAUUUUUGUGAGCUAAGGCCAGUUAAGUAGAGCCAACAGAAUGGGGAAGUGUAAUGAAAAACUGCCACAAUAAGCAGUGUGUGACCCCACCAUCAAAGACCCGUGAUCAGGGAAGAUUAUUAAUUUGUAAGGUUUUCUCACCAUUCACAAUAAAAUGACCAUGUAAAUAUCCAGGCAGGAGCUGUGGAUGGUCUUUUAUAGGUACAAGUUACAAACUAAAUGAAUGUAAAUGACUGCACCAGCUGUGUAUAAUGUUAACUGUUGCCCCCUACAGUGCCUAAUGAGUGAAAAUCUAAAUAAAUUUAUUUUCUACAACGGG